GCUCGGUCCCUGCACGACCCAGUGUACAGGCCACCGAACAUGGUCAUCGGCUACGUCCCCAACAACACACACACGAAGAGCAUCAUGGAAGACGUGGCAAACAAGUUCAACAACUUGAAUAACGCAACCGAGAAUGUGACAGUGAUGGGCUUCAACUCUGAGACGGAUCUUAUUAAUUACUACAUGGAAAAUUCGGUUCAAGUCAACUGGGGUCGUUUUUAUGGGGAUCUACGAAAACAGCUCACUACCAACCUCUGUCUCCUACCGUCUCCGACCAGCAACUGGUGGGGAACAGAGGUGGUUCACCACCCAGACCUACCCCUUCUACCAGAACAAUGCGCCAAGAACGACUGGACCAGACUACUGGGACACCACAGUGGUUUACCUGCAAGCUUUUGUUGGCGAGGCGUUACUAAGUGCGUGGAACGGUUCAAAAACUUAUGCAAACCUCGAAUUGUACGCUCAAGAGAUGCCGUACCCCAAGUACUACACAGACGGCAUGCUGCUGGUCAUCCAGGCUCAGCUUCCACUCUUCAUCAUGCUGUCCUACGUCCUGUCUGUUAUUCAGAUCACCAAGUCCAUUGUCUACGAGAAAGAAAGGAAAAUCAAGGAGUCGAUGAGGCUGAUGGGACUCAAACCCUCCGUUCACUGGCUGUCGUGGUUCCUGACAUCCUUCAUCUUCCUGGUCGUUGCCAUGGCGUUCUACGCCAUUUUGUUCGGGAUUCCUGUGGCCAAAGGCGGGUCAGUGCUGAACAAGACGGACAUCAGCCUCUUCUACGUGUUCCUCCUCUGCUACGCCUUCGCCCUCAUCACCUUCUGCUUCAUGAUCAGCACCAUCACUCAGAAAGCGAACAUCGGUGCUGCGGUUGCUGGAAUCCUUUUCUUUGGUUUCUACUUGCCAUACUUGUUCCUGCAGAGAAACUACGAGACUAUGUCGCUCAGGCAAAAAGUUGUAAUCUCUCUUUUGUUCAACAUGGCCAUGUCGCUUGGGUCCAACACGAUUGGCCUUUACGAAGGAACUGGAGCGGGAGCGAGGUGGAACAACUUCCACCGGCCUGCAACAGUGGACGACAACUUUGCCUUGCUCCACGCAAUGAUCAUGCUGCUUGUAGACACCGCCAUCCACCUCCUAAUCACGUGGUACGUGGAUAACAUACACCCUGGCGAGUUCGGCGUUCCCAAGCCUUUCUACUUCUGCUUCACGAAAUCCUACUGGUGCGGUGGCAGUGGACAUGCUAAGACGGAUUACGAUGGCAGUGACUCAGACGACAGACAUUUUGAAAAGGAACCAUCACUGAGACCUGGAAUUCAGGUUUCCAAUCUUACAAAGAAAUUCGGUAAGAAAAAGUUCGCCGUGAAGAGUCUAAGACUGAACAUGUUUGAAGGGCAGAUAACCGUUCUUCUUGGCCACAAUGGAGCAGGGAAGACAACUACUAUGUCGAUGCUUACAGGUUUCAUACCUCCAACCAGCGGAACUGCGUUCAUCAAUGGCUUCGACAUUCGUACGGACAUCGACAGUGUCCGCAAAAGUCUGGGUCUCUGUCCACAACAUGAUAUUCUCUAUGACACUCUGACAGUGAGAGAACAUCUGACAUUCUUUGCACAGCUCAAAGGAACACCGUCCUCAGAAGUAGAUAAAGAAGUUGAGGAUAUGAUUAAAGAAACUGGGCUGCUUGCUAAGACCAACACACAGUCCCAGAAACUUUCCGGUGGCCAGAAGCGCAAACUUUCUGUUGGAAUCGCGCUUAUUUCCGGAUCAAAGAUCGUUGUACUGGAUGAACCAUCGUCUGGAAUGGACCCCGCGGCCAGACGACAAACAUGGGAGCUACUUCAGCGCCAUCGUCAAGGGAGGACACUGCUGCUGACGACCCAUUACAUGGACGAGGCUGAUGUUCUAGGGGACAGAAUCGCCAUCAUGAGCCAGGGCACGGUCAAGUGUUGCGGGUCUUCUCUCUUCCUCAAAAAACUCUUUGGUGCUGGCUAUCAUUUGGUCAUCGUGAAAUCUCAGCAAUGUAAUGUGGAUAAACUGACGGAGGUGGUGGCGGCCAGGAUUCCAUCAGCGAGCCUGGAGCGCGUGGUCAACGCGGAGAUCUCCUACCUGUUGCCGGACGAGCACUCGGCAAAGUUCGCCGACCUCUUCCGUUUCCUGGACGACCACAAGUCAGAGCUCGGCAUCGUCAGCUUUGGUACCUCUGCCACUACCAUGGAGGAGGUUUUCUUGAAGGUUGGAGAAACUGCAGACGAAGAGGAUCAGAUCAACGCCAAUGAAAAGGAAAGCUUUGUCAACCCUUCUUUCGUCAACGAUGAAGCCGUAGAGUCUAUGAAACGGACAAACGGCGAACUGGGCCUCAAACGUGAACCAAACGGCGACGCCCUGAACAUGAGCUACCAGAAGGUGAAGGGCUGGAGGUUGCAGUGGUCUCGCUUCGUUGGCAUGUUCGUCAAGAAAGUCUUGCUUAGCUGGCGUCAUCGCGUCAUCUCUGUGGUUCAGCUGCUGCUGCCUGUCGUCUUCACCAUCGUCGCUCUUCUCAUCGACACGACGAGCAGAUUUACUGAGAAGGAAAUCAACUUUGACCUGAGCGCAUUCGGUACCUCUCGUAUUCCGUUCAGCAACGGUUCGAACCCUUCCGACGUCACAGCUCUGGCAGCUCAGCGGUACGCUGGUCAGUUCUCUGGUCAGAGGUUAGAGCAGGUAGACCUCGCGGGUGGUAACUAUGACAACUUCAGCGAGUACAUCGCCAUCCGCGCCAACGAACUCACUCUGGCUGCCUACAAGAAAGAGAUGAUCGUGGGGGCGUUAUUCGAAACGACUGCCUCCAACAACUUGAGCGCCACGGCCUACUACAACACUCUACCUUUCCACGCACUUCCCAUCUCUGUCUCCCUGCUUCUGAAUGGACUUGCCAAGACCUUGGGAUCUGCCUACUCCAUCUCCACCUCUAUGCUGCCUUUGCCCAAAGAUCCCGUGUCAGAGGCCAAAGAUCAAGGCGCUGUUAACAACCUCCAAGGGUUUUUGGUGGGCUUCUGUAUUUCCUUCGGCAUGGCAUUCCUGACGUCAAGCUUCGUCUUCUUCCUUGUCAAAGAGCGGGAGGUGGGCUCGAAACACCUGCAAGUCGUCAGCGGCGUCAGUCCCACCAUGUUCUGGCUGGCCACGCUAGUCUGGGACUACAUCAACUACCUCCUCGUCUGCUUCGCCAUGCUUAUCGUCUUCGCCGCCUUCCGGACGACCGCCUACGUCGAGGACAACCGUUUGGGGCUGGUGCUGCUGGUGUUGUUGGUGUACGGGUUGGCCAUCUUGCCCUUCAUCUACACCGUUAGCAACUUUUUCAAGUCGCCAGCCACCGCCAUGGUGAUACUCAUCAUCUUUAACAUCUUUACAGGUCUCGUGACAACAGUGGCCGUCUUCGUGCUAAGCAUCGACGGCCUUAAUACAAAGUCGGAGGCAAAGGCCCUGGAUUGGCUCUUUCUGAUCAUUUUCCCAAAUUAUUGCAUGACCAAAUCAUUCAUGGACAUCUACACCAACUACCUGACGCUGGGUUUGUGCAAAAAGCUUCGGUACACACUGACGUGUCCACUCAUGGGUGGUCCUUGCUGCAAAAGUUACGGAAGGUGUGGCAGCUCAUGCCUGGAUUUUGGCGAGAACUACUUGGCGUGGGAUGCCCCCGGAGUAGGGCGGUUCAUCCUCUUCAUGCUCAUCCAGAGUCUUCUGUUCAUAAUCUUGACCCUGGCUAUUGACUACAACCUCUUCAAACGACUCGCAGCUUACGCAAAGGCUUGCACACGCCGCUCCAGUGGUGAUGUCUUCGACUUGUCCAUGGAGUACAUCAAUGGGUCGGUGAAAUCCAGCUCCGACGACCUGGGUGAGGACAGCGACGUGGCCCACGAAAGUCAGCGCAUCAACAACACCCCGCAACACGAGCUGGCCAAGACCGACUCCCUCUUACUCAAGAAUCUGUGCAAGCAUUAUGGGAAGUUCACAGCCGUCGACCAUGUCAGUGUGGGAGUUCCAGAGCACGAAUGUUUCGGCCUUCUGGGUCAGAAUGGAGCAGGCAAGACCACGACCUUCAAGAUGCUGACUGGAGAUGUCCCAGUGUCCAGUGGCACGGCCAUGCUGAAGUCCUUCGAUGUCGUGCAUCAGAUCAAACAGGUGCAGCAGAACAUGGGUUACUGCCCGCAGUUUGACGCCCUCCUGGAGCAGAUGACUGGCAGAGAAACCUUGACCAUGUACGCCCGACUGCGGGGAGUACCCGAGAACUGCAUCGAGCGCGUGGUCAACGAGUUAAUAAACAUGCUGUGGCUCAAGCCGCACGCUGACAAACUGGCUGGCAACUACAGUGGCGGUAACAAGCGAAAACUGAGCACGGCCAUCGCUCUGGUUGGUGACCCUCCCUUCAUCCUCCUGGACGAGCCGUCAGCUGGGGUCGACCCCGCGGCCCGUCGGCAGCUGUGGGAGGUCUUGUCCAAGGUCCGAGCCAGCGGGAGGACGAUGGUGCUGACGUCACACAGCAUGGAGGAGUGCGACGCCCUCUGCACGCGCAUCGCCAUCAUGGUCAACGGCCGCUUCAAGUGUCUCGGCAGUCCUCAGCAUCUGAAGAACAAGUUCGGCCAAGGCUACACCCUCAUCGUUAAGAUGGGGAUCAAGGACGACGGCGAGACAGCCUCGAACCAACCAGUUGUGCAAGCAGUGACCGAAAACUUCAAAGGAGCCCGCGUCUUUGACGACAUGCAUGGCUACGUCCAUUUUCAGGUGCCGGACACCGGCGUGCACGUGGCAGACGUCUUCUCGCUGAUGGAGCGAGCGAAGGUCGAGCUUCACGUGGAAGACUACUCAGUGCACCAGACGACUGAGCAGGUCUUCCUGGCCUUCACACGCAAGCAGGUGGCACCGAAAAUAAAGAAAGAAGGAUCUGGACUGCUUAAGAGGUUAUGCUGCACUCGCUGUAGGUCUGAUUCUGGCACCAACGAAUAAUUGAAACACGAGGCGGGAACUACGAUUUGAGUGAUUUUUUUUUAACUUCUUGUUUUUCGUCAAUCUUGCAGUGAUGUCUGUGAUCUUUGACCGGUGUCUCAGAGUACUUACCGUUCACCGAACAUCAGAAAGGGCAAUGUGUUAGACUUGUCGACUGUUCAGAAAGGUAAUGAUCUGAGAAAUCAAAAAGCCAAGUUUUUGUGUACUUUGAAUUUUUCUUAUGAAAGAGUGCAUCUGUCAUACUGAAUGUUAUACUCUGUGCGAUGUUUUUUUUCUCUUUUGAUUCAGGUGUUAUGGACAGUAACCAAGUUUCUACGUAUUUAUUUAACAAGAGAGUCAUCUAUAUGUUUGGCACAUAUCGUGCGUAUUUUGUCUUUCUUGGUCUACAACCACAGGACGGGUCAAAAAAUGUGUAUAACACCGAUUAGGUCAUCUUCAAUUUCUUAUGUGAUCAAAAUGUCCUUCAUAAAUAUUGCACCAAUCGUUGGAGCUGUCUCCGGCUUUGAGUCACCAAAUAACAUAUCCUGGAGAACAUUGGUAGCCUGACAACCUCAAGCAAUUUUACUUUUGAUUGUCUAUCUACUGUUAGACCUGGCUGCUUAUUUAUUGUUGUGCAUUGAACAUUGCGCUUGUGUGUAUGUGCAAAGUGUG
Pomacea canaliculata is the source of this 5620-nucleotide messenger RNA. Its product is annotated as ATP-binding cassette sub-family A member 3-like. Gene Ontology annotation, biological process: lipid transport; transmembrane transport. Gene Ontology annotation, cellular component: membrane; intracellular membrane-bounded organelle. The record is from RefSeq and is a predicted model, not a curated record. Gene Ontology annotation, molecular function: lipid carrier activity; ATP binding; ABC-type transporter activity. NCBI's taxonomy places the organism in Eukaryota, Metazoa, Mollusca, Gastropoda, Architaenioglossa, Ampullariidae.